This is a messenger RNA of Saccostrea echinata, 1164 nucleotides long. RefSeq lists its product as uncharacterized. NCBI's taxonomy places the organism in Eukaryota, Metazoa, Mollusca, Bivalvia, Ostreida, Ostreidae. Bases 94 to 939 code for a protein of 281 amino acids. The transcript is spliced from 4 exons. The record is from RefSeq and is a predicted model, not a curated record.
UUUACUGUCAAAGAGCAUGUUGAUUUUCUCGGAGGACAGGGACACCGUUUAGUUUCAUACUCCAAUGAUGUGAAAUACCUAAAUACGGGAUUUAUGAAAUACGUUGUAUAUGAAAAUCUUGAACGAAAUUAUUGUGCCAUGAAAACAGUCAUGAAAAUUAUAUAUUUGGUAUUGAACGUUCUAUUGUAUCCUGAUUUAAUUUUGUCUGACUGUGGUAACUACAAACAAUUUAUUCUGAAAACAGAGGAAGGAAAAAGACUCAACGCAACUUUUCACACCGCAAACAAAUAUGGAAAAAACACAUGUAUAUCACAUUGUGUCCGCAACACAGCAUGCAGAUCGGUAAAUUAUUGCCGCAAACUCUUGGUAUGUGAGCUGAAUUUUGUGGACGCCGACGGUUAUCCAUCGAUGCUGAAGUCGGACAGCGAUUUUCAAUAUUAUCUUAUUGACAUGGCGAACACUACUUCAAAAUCUAUGUCUCAGACACCACAAUGCCUGAAUAAAUACCAGGAAUGCUUUACAACACACUCGGGAGCAAGAAUUUGCCUUCCCUUUCACGAUUUCAAAGAAGUCAGUUCUGUGAAUGUUGCUCUCGGAAAGAUUGUGUAUUCAUCCACGGGAGCUGGCCUUGCAACAUCCUAUACCAGACCAUGGUUUCUAUUAGACUUAGGACAGGUCUACGAGAUAAAUGAAAUUAAGACGUACAAAGUUCACGAUUCAGUCCCAUGUGUUAACUUUGACGUCAGAAUUGGUUUAACAACAAACGUUUCCGAGAUGGUGUACUGUAAUUUCGGCAGUCAGAUCAAAAACGUAAUAAUUGUUUGUCCUCGGUGUCUGGUGGGACAAUUCGUACAACUACAGAUGACUGCUUAUAAUAAUACUAGAUGUCACUUUCAUAUCAGUAAACUUGAGGUCUUUGCACAUGCUCAUAUUUUUUGAGAUUUUAUCAUUAAUGUAUUGUAUUUGGUUAUGAAUUUCAUGGUGAACAUAAACAUUUAUGAAUUGUCUUUUUUUAAAUGUAUUGCAUGAUGUUUUAAAACGAUCAAUGCCUCUCUUCUCAUCCUCAAAAUGUUAUAAAUAUUCAGUACAUAUUUUGUAUUAAAAUUUCAUAUCGUGACUCAUUUUCUUUCCUUUGAAAAUAAUAAAGCAGAAUAUGUUCUUGAA